This is a messenger RNA of Penicillium angulare, 3057 nucleotides long. RefSeq names its product cleavage polyadenylation factor subunit RNA14 (gene rna14). The transcript has 4 exons. NCBI's taxonomy places the organism in Eukaryota, Fungi, Ascomycota, Eurotiomycetes, Eurotiales, Aspergillaceae. Gene Ontology annotation, biological process: mRNA 3'-end processing. Bases 1 to 3057 code for a protein of 1018 amino acids. Gene Ontology annotation, molecular function: mRNA binding; protein binding. The record is from RefSeq and is a predicted model, not a curated record. Gene Ontology annotation, cellular component: nucleus.
AUGGCAGAUGACGAGGCUGAGCAGGCCUUUUUCCAGGCCCAAGCCCUAGAAGCUCAAUCGGACAAUGUGGUCGCAAUUGAAGACCAAACUGCAGACAACGAAGACGAAGAUGAAGAUGAGUACGACCCCUCGACAACCCUGGACGACCAAUACGACCUCAAUCCAGGUAAUGAAGAUCUCAGUGAUGCUGAAGAAGAUGCGACGGCUGCUGCUCCCGAUCCGACCGCUACCCCAGAGGUUGAUGCCAGCGCUACCGGUGAUGCCCCAGAUCCCUCCCAAGAGCCCCCGAAUGCUGAGUCUCAAUCGUCCACGCCAAUUCCAACUGCCGGCACGUCAGCGCAACCCCAGGCCAGAACGAUUGGUGGAUUUGUGGACGAGGAUGAUGACGAGGAUGAUGACGAGGACGAGGAAAAUGAAGAAGAUGAGGAGGCGGACUAUGAGCCGCCUGCGGCACUGGAGGUGGAUGAUACAAAUUCCAUGCCUAUGACCAUGUCUGGAGAUCCAAGUUCAGGAAAUGCAAAUCAAAACACUUCUCCUGAUGUAUCAUUGCACCUGGCCGUGCAAGACGCUGCCUCUGUGCCUGCCGUUGCCAAUAGUCUUUAUUCUCCUGUUCCUGUUUCUAAUAUUGAUCCCGCGGCUUCAGCCCAAGGACCGUGGACUGGGGCCGCUCUCGACGCGAGCCACCAGACCAGUACUGCUCCUACCCCUAUACCUGACGAGUCUGCAGCUUCCAAAGGCCGCUUGCCCCAUGAUACAGUGGGCAUCCUACAAGAUCGAGUUGAUGAGGACCCUAGAGGUGAUCUAAAGGCAUGGCUGGAAUUAAUUGCUGAACACCAGAAACGUAACAGACUGGAUAGUGCGCGCGAGGUCUUUGAGCGGUUCUUGAAGCUGUUCCCUAUGGCGGCCGAUCAAUGGGUGGAUUACGCAAAGAUGGAAUCCGACCUGAAUGAGCUUUUCCGCUUAGAGCAGAUUUUCAGCCGAACCCUUCUGACGAUCCCCAGUGUGAAGCUCUGGUCUGUGUACUUAGAUUACGUCCGUCGCCGAAACCCUUUAACAACAGAUACUACUGGACAAGCAAGGCGAGUAAUUUCUUCAGCAUAUGAUCUGGCUCUUCAGUACGUGGGUAUGGACAAGGAGGCUGGGGAUAUCUGGACAAACUACGUCGAGUUCAUUCGCUCUAGCCCCGGCACUGUGGGAGGCACAGGAUGGCAAGACCAGCAAAAGAUGGACUUGCUGCGUAAGGCUUACCAAAAAGCGAUCUGCGUUCCGACACAAGCUGUCAACGCUCUGUGGAAGGAAUAUGAUCAGUUUGAAAUGGGACUCAACAAGAUGACCGGACGAAAAUUCCUGCAAGAAUAUUCACCGUCGUUUGUGACAGCACGGAGCUCUUACACGGAGUUGCAGAACUUGACUCGCGAAUUAAAGAGAACCUCUUUCUGCAGAUUGCCGCCUAUUCUCGGCUCCGAUGGUGAUGAAGAAUAUGCCAAGCAGGUUGAUAUUUGGAAGCGCUGGAUCGCUUGGGAGAAGGAAGACCCUCUCGUAUUGAAAGAGGAUGACCCCGCUGCAUUCAAAGCGCGCGUGGUAUACGUCUACAAGCAGGCCUUGAUGACACUUCGCUUCUUGCCUGAGAUAUGGUUUGAUGCCUCUGAAUUUUGCUUUCUGAACGACAUGGAAAAUGAGGGCAACGAGCUUCUCAAGCAAGGCAUUGAGGCCAACCCCGAAAGUUGCUUGUUAUCUUUCAAGCGGGCCGAUCGCUUAGAGGCUACGUCAGACUCGGAGCAGGAUUCUACUAAGCGGGCAGCCAAGGUCAGAGAGCCGUACGAUUCGCUUCUUGAAGCGCUUUAUCAGUUGAUCACCAAGGCCAAGGCCCAGGAGUCUCAAGAGAUUGCGCGUAUUGAGGAGAGCUUUGCGGCCUUAAACCCCGAAGGCCAAGGCGCGUUCAAUGAAGAUGACGACGACGUUCCCAACGAGGUUAAAGAAAGGGCAGCUGCAAAGUCUGCACAAAUAGAAGCUGCUCAGAAAUCCCACGGCUCUCAAAUCAACCUACUUUCGAAAACUGUUUCUUUUGCUUGGAUCGCUCUCAUGCGUUCUAUGCGCCGCAUCCAAGGCAAGGGCAAACCAGGCGAACUGGCGGGAUCCCGGCAGAUCUUCGCAGAAGCUCGAAAGAGAGGGCGUAUCACUAGUGAUGUCUAUAUUGCCAGUGCCCUGAUGGAGCACCAUUGCUACAAAGAUCCUGCAGCAACCAAGAUCUUUGAGCGAGGUGCCAAGCUGUUCCCGGAAGAUGGUGAAUUCGCUCUUGAAUACCUGAAACAUCUCAUUGACAUUAAUGAUAUUAUCAAUGCCAGAGCGGUAUUUGAGACAACAGUUCGGCGGUUGACUUCCAACCCUGAAAAUGCUCAUAAAGCCAAGCCUAUUUUUGCUUUCUUCCAUGAGUACGAGUCACGCUACGGUGACCUGGGCCAGAUCAACCACCUGGAAACCCGGAUGCGUGAGCUCUUUCCUGAAGAAUCUGCUUUGUAUCAGUUCUCCCACCGUUAUGCUGUCCCCUCAUUCGACCCCACGGCCGUCCAGCUCAUUCUGUCUUCCACACAAAUUAAACCAAAGUCAGCGCAACCUGACAUGCUGCCAGAGUCUCGCCUUGACUUGCAAGAUACAUCCUUGAGCUCACCAAAACGACCUUAUCCUGUCGACGAUGAUUAUGAUUCAGAUCGUCCUCGCAAGUUCGUUCGUGCCGAAUCCCCACUCAAGGCCGUUCAAGGUCGCCGCCCCGACCAACAGAAGCGUGUUCAACAAUUGAACGGACAAAUGACUUCCUCAUACAAGCCGCAAGGAUCCCCUGCUCCUCUGCCCCGGGACGUGGUUCAUCUUUUAAGCAUCAUGCCAUCGGCCUCCGCUUACAACAUUGCCCGUCUUUCCCCCGAGAAGAUGGUUGACCUUCUUCGUCGAACCGACAUCCCAGGAUCUACCUCUCAAAUUCCUUUGCCAGCGCAUGCUCGUGGCCUUGGAGGCGCUCAAAACUCAUACACCGGUAAGUCCGCUCUACCAUUGCCAUCUUAA